Molecule: messenger RNA, 4265 nt
Organism: Notolabrus celidotus (New Zealand spotty)
Lineage: Eukaryota; Metazoa; Chordata; Actinopteri; Labriformes; Labridae
Gene: erap1b
Product: endoplasmic reticulum aminopeptidase 1b
Exons: 19
Coding region: 289-3111 (940 amino acids)
Biological process (GO): peptide catabolic process; proteolysis
Cellular component (GO): cytoplasm
Molecular function (GO): peptide binding; zinc ion binding; metalloaminopeptidase activity
Source: RefSeq, a predicted model, not a curated record
AACAACACGGAACUUCCUGUUUCCUUCCUGCAGUAGUGUUUCCUCCCUUACAAACAUUAGCUUUCUUGCUUUCAUACAUGUGUCACCACAGCUGAGUGAUACAGUUAUUGAAAACAUGCUGGCCGUGGGUUUGUAUUCAGUAAAAAUUAAAUAUUAGUUCAAGUAUUUCCGACUGCCUGUGGAAGCUACAAUCAUGAAAACACGUCCUGAAAUUUCAAAGGCAUUCAAUGAUGCAUUUACAGUCAGGUAACCACAUCUGUGAGAGGAUCUGCUACGUCCCUUGUCACCAUGUACCCAGCUCCUCUGCUGCUCCUCCUACUCCUUCCCUUCUCUCCCUCAUCAGGAGCACAGCUUCCAAGUCAAAACCAAGCCCAGGAUGCCCCCGUGGCCACCAAUGGUCAGCCUUUCCCCUGGGACCGCAUGAGGCUCCCCAAAACCGUCUCCCCCAUCCACUAUGACCUCACCCUCCACCCUAACCUCACCACCCUCGACUUCACUGGCGUUGUUCGCAUCCAGCUGGACGUACAUGAAGACACCAGCACCAUCAUACUCCAUUCAAAGCAGAUGCAGAUAUCCAACGUGCUGCUGCUUGCACCUGAAGGUGUAAGGCCUCUCCAGGUGUUGGAGUAUCCUCGUUUCCAUGAGCUCGCACUGCAGUCAGACUCGGUGCUGACCAAAGGGAGGAAGUAUGAAGUUCAGCUGGAGUUCGCUGCCAACCUAUCUGACAGCUUCCAUGGUUUCUACAAAAGCAGCUACCGCACAAGCAGUGGGGAGGUCCGGGUAAUGGCUUCAACGCAGUUUGAAGCCACCUUUGCUCGUGGAGCCUUCCCGUGUUUCGAUGAGCCUGCCUUCAAAGCCAACUUCACCAUACAGAUCAUACGGGAGCCCCGCCACAUCGCCAUAUCCAACAUGCCAGUGGUGAAGACAGUGGAGUUGCCGGGCGGUUUGCUUGAGGAUCACUUUGACACCACUGUCAAAAUGAGUACUUACCUGGUGGCCUACAUUGUGUCUGACUUUCUGUCCGUCAGCAAGACCACCCAGCACGGUGUCAAGAUUUCAAUCUACGCCGUACCUGAGAAGAUCGACCAGACAGCCUUUGCUCUGAGUGCUGCCGUCAAGUUGUUGGACUUCUAUGAUGACUAUUUUGAUAUUCCUUACCCUCUUCCCAAACAGGACCUUGCCGCUAUCCCUGACUUCCAGUCUGGAGCGAUGGAGAACUGGGGUCUGACCACUUACAGAGAGACCGGUCUUCUCUUUGACCCUGACAGGUCCUCUGCUUCAGACAAACUGUCUAUCGCAAAAGUCAUCGCCCAUGAGCUUGCACAUCAGUGGUUUGGUAACUUGGUGACGAUGGAGUGGUGGAAUGACCUUUGGCUCAACGAGGGUUUUGCCAAGUUCAUGGAGUUUAUUUCUCUCGACCUCACCUACCCAGAGCUACAAGUGGAUGACUUCUUCUUGGGGAAAUGCUUUGAAGCUAUGGAGGUAGAUUCCCUGAGCUCCUCCCAUCCAGUCUCCACCCAUGUGGAGAACCCCACACAGAUCCAGGAGAUGUUUGAUGAUGUGUCAUAUGACAAGGGAGCAUGCAUUCUGAAUAUGCUGCGAGACUUCCUGACUCCUGCAGCCUUUGAGAUCGGCAUCAUCCGAUACCUGAAGCGCUACAGCUACCAAAAUACCGUCAACAGCCACCUGUGGGAGAGCCUGACUGAUAUUUGCAACACACAUGAUCUGGAUGAAGGAGGAACAAAACACAGAGAAUUCUGCUCCGAGCGCAAAAUCCAGUCUGCGGCCUCUAAGUGGUUCUCUGGUGAUGAGCUGGAUGUCCGGGCCAUCAUGGACACCUGGACGCUGCAGGAAGGUUUCCCGCUGGUCACUGUGGAGGUCAGAGGUCGGGAGGUCAGGCUCAGUCAGGAGCGGUACCUGAAGACGGACGACCCCUCCCUCACCGAAGGAUUCCUGUGGCAGAUCCCUUUGACCUACAUGACGAGUGCUUCGAGCACCAUCCACCGCUUCCUUCUGAAAACAAAGACAGACGUGCUGUACCUGCUGGAGGAGGUGGACUGGGUGAAGUUCAAUGUGGACAUGAGCGGAUACUACAUGGUCCACUACACAGGCGAGGGCUGGAACUCCAUCAUCAGAGUGCUGCAACAUAACCACACAGCCCUGAGCAGCAACGACCGCGCCAGCCUCAUCCACAACGUCUUCCAGCUGGUCAGUAUCGGUAAAGUGAGGCUGGACACUGCUCUGGAGCUGUCUCUGUACCUGUCCAAAGAGAGCAAGAUUAUGGCCGUGACUCAGGGCUUUGGAGAACUUGUACCUCUCUACAAACUGAUGGAGAAGAGAGACAUGGCUGAUGUGGAGAACCAGAUGAAGGGUUACAUCGUGGAUCUGUUCCGGGGCCUGAUUGAUCGUCAGGAGUGGACUGACUCUGGAUCAGUGUCUGAGAGAAUGCAGAGGAGCUACCUGCUGCUGUUUGCCUGCGUCAGGAACCACGCUCCCUGUGUGAAAAAAGCCACCCAGCUCUUUAACCAGUGGAAGGACUCUGACGGCACCAUGAGCCUCCCUGUGGACAUCACCAUGGCUGUGUUUAUGACGGGAGCUCGGACAGCAGACGGGUGGGACUUUAUGUUUGAGAAGUACCGCACGUCACUGCAGAUGUCGGUGAAGAGCCGCAUGAAGACGGCCAUGGCGUUCAGCCCCCUGAAGAACAAGCUGCAGUGGAUGAUGGAGCAGAGCCUACAAGGUGAAGUGAUGAAGACUCAGGAUCUCCCGGACGUGAUUGUGUCUAUUAGCAAGAACCCUCAUGGAUACAAACUGGCCUGGGACUUCAUGAGAGCCAACUGGCACACCAUGAUCAAGAAAUUUGACCUGGGCUCCAGCACUGUAUCAUACUUAGUGACUGGGGUGACCAACCAGUACUCUACCAGGGAGAUGUUAGAAGAGGUGAGAAGCUUCUUUGGCUCCUUGACCGAGGAGACGGGCUCAGAGAUGAGGUGUAUCCGGCAGGCCUAUGAGACCAUUGAGGAUAACAUUCGCUGGAUGGACACAAACCUCCCUCUGCUGCAGGCCUGGCUGGACAAACGCAGGCACCAAGCUGCUCAUGAGGAUUUGUAGCUACGUGGGAAAAAGAAUCGUCUAAAUCUGACAAAUGUGUUGGUAAAGGCACUAACCACAAGAGAUGUGGAAGCGAGUCUCAGGACUUGAAGUUUGAAGUCAGACUUGAAUUUGCAAAUCUAUGACUUUUUACCUGAGUAGAAAAAUCCAUGUACGUUAAAAAUUUGAACACCAGCAUCCCCCUGUGUUUGUCCUGAAAGAUUAACAAACACACAAACAAAAAUUUAAUCAGUCAAACCUAACUGAUCCGACUUAGGACUUUACCUGUGAGGUGCAAAACAAUGUGCCAGCACCACAUCUGUGAAUUUCAAAUCUGUCAUGCAGAGAUUCUCAUGUGUGAUGGGAUGGAAGUAGCUGCACAUUUCCUAAAAGAACAUCCUCAUGGUCAAGGAUUGUUCCCCUAAAAGUUUUUGUGGUGUGUAGUUCUAAAGAAAGAUCUCUGUGAUAAUCAUGGCACCUAAGGAUGUGCUCAGAGAUGUCUAUGUGUUUGUAUUGUUUGUUUGGAUGUGUGAUUGCUUUUUUUUUUUUUUUUUUUUUUUUUUACCUGAAGAUGUAAAAAUAUGAGUGCAGUGUCUUCUGUCUGUUUUGGUAAAUGGUAUUUUCAGUCGUGCUGCAUUAUCACUGCAGGAAGCAACAACACGAAUUAUGUGCAGAUUUGUGCAAAUACAAAAUGUUUGCAUGUACAAAAAAUGUACAGCACAUCUUAUUAAGUUUUCUUAAGUAUUUCUGCACCAGACCACUCCUUCUUACCAACUGAAAAAAACAAAAAAAGGUAUGAAAAAUGUCUCCAGAGUAAGCAAAUCGAAAGAUCUCUUCUGCCCUUGGAGAAAAUAGUGCAAACCUGGUACUUCCUAAAACAGCUACAUCACACUGAAUCCUGUUGAGCACGGUUUUCUGUUAUAACGACAGAUAUCAUUUCUGAGAACACUGGUCCUUCUUGGUAGCAUUUUUUGUAAUUCUAUCAGAAUUCUCUCUUAGAUGACGAAAUCAAGUGCACUAUAUGAAAUGUGUUGUUCCUUUAAAUUCUUCCAUUGGUCUUGUUUUUGUGCUUCUGUAAAAUCUCUCUUCUGUAUUUUAGAAGAGAUUUUACAGCCCAGCAUGUUUUGUAAGAAGAAUAUAUAUUGAUUGAAUAAAAACUUGUACCAAUUAAGUCA